Messenger RNA from Osmia lignaria (orchard mason bee), 330 nucleotides. Lineage: Eukaryota; Metazoa; Arthropoda; Insecta; Hymenoptera; Megachilidae. The record is from RefSeq and is a predicted model, not a curated record.
CUUUUGAUUCUGAAAAGUUAAAUAAUUUCAUAAAAUGACUAUGAAGUUUGGAGAACUACCGGUCCGCAUACGGAGGGUCGUGUAUUACACCUUGGCAGCGGAUGAACAAAGAUUUUGGGCUAAAUUUAUAUCGCACAGCUUGCCGGAAUUCUUUAAACGGUCACUAUACCUUUCCACAACUAUGGCUCCUGCAUUUUUGAUGACCCUGGGGAUUUACACAUGGUCUCAUGCAGAAUACAAGAGAGUAGGAAGGAAAAAUCCAGCACUCUAUGAAAAAAAUUCAAAAUAAUGUUUAAUGUUCUUAAUAAUAAAAUGUGAAUAAUGAAUAAU